UGUCUAUAGUCUCUUUAAAUAUAUUGAAAUCUUUGAAGUUAAUUGAUGUAAUUCAUAUAAAUAUUCUGAAUAAUUUUUAAUGUUUUAAGAGCAAUAGGUGAUGCAGUAAUUUUUUUUAAUCAAGUAUGUCUUGUAAUUAUGCUGAUGGUUUGUCAAAAUAUGAAAAUAAAGGAGUUUGUGGGUUGAAAGAGAUUCAUGAUGAUCCAGCACUGUUAGAAGAGAAAAUUAACGUAUUGGCUAACAUGAUAAAAGAAGCUAAACAUGUAGUUGUUCAUACAGGUGCUGGAAUCAGUACUUCUGCUGGUAUUCCUGAUUUCAGAGGACCGAAAGGAGUAUGGACUUUGGAAAAGCAGGGAACUAAACCAAAUAUUAAUGUAUCAUUCAACGAAGCCAAGCCUACAGUGACACAUAUGGCAUUAGUUGCUUUAUUAAAUAAUGGAUUUAUACAUUUCUUAAUCAGUCAAAAUGUUGAUGGUUUACAUUUAAAAUCUAAUUUUCCACCUGAUAAAUUAGCUGAGCUACAUGGAAAUAUGUUUCUAGACAAAUGCAAUCAUUGUGAGAGGUUGUUUAUUAGGAAAGAUGCAACUUCAACUGUUGGACAGAAGCAUACAGGACAUUAUUGUCCCCUUCCUAAAGCUAAUGGCAGGCGGUGCAGAGGAAAGUUGUAUGAUACUAUUUUAGAUUGGGAAGAUGAAUUGCCGGUUCGUGAUUUAAAUCUUGCUGAAAUCCAUUCUCGAAAAGCUGAUCUUAGCUUAUGUUUGGGAACCACUCUUCAGAUAAUUCCCAGUGGUAAUCUACCAUUAUUAACCAAAAAAUCUGGAGGAAAACUUGUGAUCUGCAACCUUCAACCUACUAAACAUGACAAGAGUGCAAAUUUAUUAAUUCAUGGAUAUGUAGAUGAAAUAAUGAUUAAACUGGCAAAGAUUUUGGAUGUUGAAAUUCCUGAAUACAAAGCAGCAUGUGAUCAAACUAAGAGCAUGCUUGAAAAGACUCAAGAAUAUUUACAUAAUGUAUGUGUCAAAACAGAUGAUUCUCCUAAAUCUGAAGGUAUUGGUUUUGAAGAACAUCGUGAUGUUAAAUUCAGUUUAGAAAACGUGAAAGAAGAAAAUAUUUCUCAAACAGAAUAUACAUGAUAUUUUAUUUCUUAAUUUUUUAUCAAAUGUUUUUAAUUUUUUAUAAAGUUGUUCCAGCACUUUUAUUAUUUGUGUGCUAUGACGGAUUUUAUACACAAGAUUUCAUUAUUUACAUAUAUAAUAGAUAUGAGUUUCAUCCUUUUUAAAUCUAAAAAUGAUUUGAAAUAAAACUGCAAGAUAUGUACAUACAUACAUUAUAUACACAGUAGAAUAUGCAGUUCUAUACAAAAAUGAUUAAAUUUAAAGUUAAAAAUGUCAUUAUAUAAUUUAUACAAAUUAUCAGUUUUUAACCAUUGAAUAAU
Molecule: messenger RNA, 1435 nt
Organism: Stegodyphus dumicola
Lineage: Eukaryota; Metazoa; Arthropoda; Arachnida; Araneae; Eresidae
Gene: Sirt6
Product: sirtuin 6
Biological process (GO): negative regulation of transcription by RNA polymerase II
Cellular component (GO): nucleus
Molecular function (GO): histone H3K9 deacetylase activity, NAD-dependent; NAD+ binding; transcription corepressor activity
Source: RefSeq, a predicted model, not a curated record